Messenger RNA from Prunus persica (peach), 3222 nucleotides. Its product is annotated as aluminum-activated malate transporter 4. Lineage: Eukaryota; Viridiplantae; Streptophyta; Magnoliopsida; Rosales; Rosaceae. Gene Ontology annotation, cellular component: plant-type vacuole membrane. The transcript is spliced from 12 exons. The coding region runs from base 132 to 2858 and encodes 908 amino acids. The record is from RefSeq and is a predicted model, not a curated record. Gene Ontology annotation, biological process: malate transport.
AUAAUGGGCUUCCUUUUUCGGGACGGCGUCGUCUGCCUCUAAUGUCGAGUGUUUGAUUGGACAAAUUUACCCCCACAUCAAAUACCGAAUUUACAUAAACAACUCGUUAAUUUGGUGUUGUGUUGUGAGGCAUGCCACGCAAUGCCGUUUCGUUCUCAGAAACGAUGGCCAUCAUCAGCAGCACAACAUCUCAGCCUCUGCUCUGCACCAACCGCACCAUUUUCUCAACCAAACCCUCCUUCAGCCCUCGUCCCAAGACCCAUUUUUGCACACAAAGGCCAGUUUUUGCGGCACUGGACCUCCAAAAGUGGCCUUCACAACAAUCACCCGCAACCCACAAAAGGGACUCUAAAUUGAAAACACUUGUGUGCCGCGCGGCUCGUCGAAAACCCACAACCACUGUUCAACAGGAGAAUGAUAGCUCAGAGAGACUGCUUCAGAUUGUUCUGUGGGUUGCUGAGGCAGUCUACAUUUUGUGGCUUUUUCUCCUUCCUUAUGCUCCCGGAGACCCAGUGUGGGCUAUAAGUUCUGAUACAGUGAAUUCUCUUGUGGGGCUCUCUCUGAAUUUCUUCUUUAUCUUGCCUCUUUUGAACUCUGUUACUGCUGGUUUGAUUAAUGCCCCAGUUCUUCACCCGAUGUCAGAAGGGCUAUUCAACUUCGUAAUUGGGUGGACAUUCAUGUUUGCUCCUUUGCUGUUCACGGAUCGUAAGAGGGACAGAUACAAGGGGUCUUUAGACGUCUUAUGGGGCUUUCAGAUGUUUCUUACAAAUACUUUUUUAAUACCUUACAUGGCUAUUCGGCUAAAUGAGGCUGAGUCAGACUACACUCCGAGCAAGCGGUCACAACUUGGGUCUGUGCUGACCAAUGGUGCUCCCAUUGUCGGACUUCUUGGUGGAGUGAUAUGUCUGAUAUCUGCAUUGUGGGCUCUUUUUGGCCGGAUGGACGGCAACUUUGGGAGCAUUUCAGACAGAUGGGAGUUCUUGAUCAGUUAUCUAGGAUCAGAGAGGCUGGCUUAUGCAUUCAUUUGGGAUAUUGGUCUUUACACUGUCUUCCAGCCUUGGUUGAUUGGUGAAAAUCUUCAAAAUGUUCAGAGCAGUAAGAUUGAUCAGGCUUCCUCUAUUCAUCCCAGGACAAAGACAGCAGUGCAAGAAAUGGUACCACGACAUGAAAAUGUGAAGCUUCGUCUAUUCAUCUCAGGACAACAAGACAAUGUACAAACAGAAAGACAGGGGAAUGAAGUUUCCCCUCUAUUCUCUAAAGGCUUCAAAGCAGAUGAGUAUGAAAAAGCAGAAAGCAGAUGCACAUUUUUCAAUUUGAUGAAGUAUUGGAAAGAUUCACUAGACUUUGCUAGUAAAGCAUGGGAAAUGGGCCGCUCUGAUCCCAGGAAAGUCAUCUUUGCAAUAAAAAUGGGACUGGCUUUGUCCAUUGUUUCUCUGCUAAUAUUUUGGAAAAAAUCAUAUCAUGACAUUGGUCAGUACUCAAUCUGGGCUAUCCUCACGGUCAUUGUGAUGUUCGAGUUUAGCAUAGGAGGGACUUUCAUUAAGGGAUUCAAUCGUGGGUUGGGAACAUUGUUUGCUGGAAUACUUGCCUUCUGCUUUGCUGAGCUAUCUUUGCUGGCUGCAAACUUGGAAGAAGUUGUAAUUGUUAUGAGCAUUUUCAUCGUUGGAUUUUUCGCAUCUUACUUGAAGCUGUACCCAACAAUGAAGCCCUACGAGUACGGCUUUCGGGUUUUUGUGUUGACAUAUUGUAUCCUCAUGGUUGCUGGGAACAGAACAAGGGAAUAUAAUGAGGCAGUUGCGACUCGAUUGGUGCUUAUUGCAGUGGGUGCUGCUGUUUGUUUGGUUGUGAAUAUAUGCAUAUACCCCAUAUGGUCAGGAGAGGAUCUGCAUAACUUGGUAGUGAAAAAUUUCAAGGGAGUUGCGGCUUCAUUAGAGGGCUGUGUUAAUGGGUACUUAAAGUGUACUGAAUAUGAGAGGAUCCCAUCAAAAAUUCUUACAUACCAAGCUGCAGAUGAUCCGCUAUACAAGGGCUACCGAUCCGUGGUAGAAUCUACGAGCCAAGAAGAAACUCUGUUGGGCUUUGCAAUCUGGGAACCACCUCAUGGGCGUUACAGAAUGUUGAAAUAUCCUUGGAUAAAUUUUGUCAAACUAAGUGGUGCACUGAGGCAUUGUGCAUUUAUGGUUAUGGCUCUACAUGGAUGCAUUCUUUCCGAAAUACAGGCCCCAGCAGAAAAGAGGCAGGUCUUUUGUAGCGAGCUCCAGCGGGUAGGAGCAGAAGGUGCAAAAGUCUUGCGAGAACUUGGAAAGAAAGUAGAGAAGAUGGAAAAGCUAGGCCCUGGCGACAUACUCAAAGAUGUGCACGAGGCAGCGGAGCAUUUACAGAAGAAGAUAGACCAAAAAUCGUACCUUCUGGUCAACUCAGAGAGGUGGGAAAUUGGAAGACGGCCUAAAGAGCUAGAAGACGACCCUCAAAGGCUUUUGGAUGCUAAGGAACAUGAUAAUAUGCAAUUGGGUUUUAAGUCCUUAAGUGAAACUGUGCUUGACCUGAGGCCAGUUACAAAAGCAUGCACACCUUGUGCACCACAAAGUGCUUCAUCAGACAACAUGUUUAGGGAUCAAGCAUCUUGGCCCUUGCCUCUCUCAUUUGGUGGCCAUGGAGUCAUUAAUGAAGAUGAUUGCAGAACAUACGAAAGCGCAAGCGCCCUGUCCUUGGCCACAUUUGCAUCGCUUCUGAUCGAGCUUGUUGCCCGGCUCCAAAAUGUGGUUGACACCUUCCAAGAACUUGGGGAGAAAGCAGACUUUAAGGUGCCGGUUCUUAAUGCACCGCCUACAAAGAAAUCUGUGAUUUGGCCAUGGUAGCGGCAGAUUUGGGGUUUCAGGUACAAAACUUGAGAUGGGUUGGGUGUUUAAUUCAAACUACUGGCUUCCAUUUUCAUCAUCAUAUUCUUCCAAUUACUGGUUGAAGCUUCUGAAAAUCUUGUGGCAUUCGAUUGUGUUAUUACUUCAACCUAAUGGGAAACGUUAUUGAAGUUGGGCUGAAUGCUUAUUUUAUAUAGCAGAAAAUUCCAAUCUUGAAAAUAUAAGAUCCUAAUUCCAAAACAUGCAUGCAGUUUGUUAACUAUAUUGAAAAUUGCUCGUUAAGUUCCUCUGUUUAAUACAUUUGGUUUGUAAGUUUGGGUAAUGCCUUGCAUACAUGAUAAUACUGGACGCACUGACAAAAAUA